GUCAGAGCCGGUACAGAUGACUGAUGCAGACCGAAUGAGUCAACGUAAAAAACCCCGGCUUCGAGAUGACGCUUCAGAUGGUGGUCGAUCGCUCGCCAACAUGAGCACAGCAUGCUCCCUUCGUCAGGGCAUUGGGGGAGCGCAUCACCUGGGCGCUUUGAUCGCUCCAGAGGCGUUUGGAUCUCCGAAAGAUAGAUCAGUGAACCAGGGCCAACUUCUAGAAGAAUCUGCGCUCGGUCUUCACUCUUUAGGACAAAAAAACUUGGACAAGUGGUGCGAGGAUGGCUGCAUGGAGACCCGCAACAGAUCGGAGGAGGUGUGGAGAAAGGAGCUGAUUGAAUUUUCAUUCCCCUUUGUCAUAGCAGAUCCAUCAUUCCCGACAUGUCCAGUCAUCCUUUGCAGCCAAGGAUUUAACCAAAUCUCAAGUUGCUCAGAUGAGGUGCUAGGAAGGGGCCUGAAAUCUCUUGGUGAAGCUGGAUCUUUGAGCAAAGAGGUAGCUGCCGCGGUAGAUGCUCUGAUUUGUUCAGCGCAUGCUGGGAACUUUAUGCCAGAAGGUGUUUGUUGUCUGGCAGGUUCCGACAGGAUGACCGCCGGCGAACUUCUCUUUGCAACAAGCAGUGGCAUGGCCAUCCUAAAGCAAGUGAUGCUGGACGAUGACAUGUUCAUAAUUGGGGUCCUAGACAAGGAUCGUGGAGACUGUGACCUUAUCCGGCGCCUCACAGCCUGGCUGGACGCUGCAGUGACAACCCUUGCAGCCGAAUUCUUCUACUCAGCUCCAUUGUGCCGACAGGUGGCAGAUGGCAUUGACUAUCCUGACAUGACUCAGCGGUGA
Messenger RNA from Cladocopium goreaui, 832 nucleotides. Lineage: Eukaryota; Dinophyceae; Suessiales; Symbiodiniaceae. The record is from the annotation of a GenBank genome assembly.